Molecule: messenger RNA, 765 nt
Organism: Lathyrus sativus (Indian pea)
Lineage: Eukaryota; Viridiplantae; Streptophyta; Magnoliopsida; Fabales; Fabaceae
Source: the annotation of a GenBank genome assembly
AUGGAAACUAAUUUUCAACUUAAAGACCAAAAUAUAUCAAUCCUGAUUCAUGGAAUGAAAGCUAAUUCCAAUCUAAUUAUAUUUACACAAUUAUUCAUUUCAAUAUCAGUGUUUUCCUUCAUCUUUUCACCUUCUUCCUUGUAUGUUCUCCUUCAUUACUUCAAAUUCUAUUUCUCAACUUUACCUUUUCAGCUAUACACUCAUAACAUAGACAAGAACAGCAUGUUCCUCCUUUGUAAUGGUCUCCUUGUUUUUGUUGGUUUAACCAAAUCUUUCUCAUCAUCUUCUAGCGAUACUGAUGAUCACAAACCUUCUAAUAACACUGAAGUUUCAUCAUCAUCAUCGCAAUAUAUUGAAGAAGAAAAUGAAGAAGGUUCUCAAUCUCAUAUACUUGAUGUUGAGGUCAAUGAGCCAAUGUGGGAGAGAGAAGCUGAGAAGAGAACUAGUGAACCAGAUGAACAAAGUGCUGAAGAAGAGGAAGAAAAAGUAGAAGAAGAAAACAUUGAAAAGAUAAUUUUGAUAGAUGAAGAAGUUGAACUAUUUGAUGGAGAUGACGAAGAGGAAUAUAAAGGGUCAGAAAUUGAUUACGUUCUCAUUGAAGAAAACAAUAUAGAAGAAGAAGAAGGGGAAGAAGAUUAUGUAGAAGAAGGAGAAGAUAGUUGUAUGUUAAGUACAGAAGAGUUAAACAAAAAGUUCGAAGAUUUCAUUAGAAAAAUGAAGGAAGAUCUAAGAAUUGAUGCUAGACGGCAUUUAGUAAUGGUCUGA